This is a messenger RNA of Hippocampus comes (tiger tail seahorse), 4799 nucleotides long. RefSeq names its product endoplasmic reticulum metallopeptidase 1 (gene ermp1). The transcript is spliced from 16 exons. The record is from RefSeq and is a predicted model, not a curated record. Gene Ontology annotation, molecular function: metalloexopeptidase activity. Lineage: Eukaryota; Metazoa; Chordata; Actinopteri; Syngnathiformes; Syngnathidae. Gene Ontology annotation, biological process: proteolysis. The coding region runs from base 136 to 2832 and encodes 898 amino acids.
CGGAGGCACGCCCCAAUACGCAGUUUGUCCCCAGUUGCUUCCCGUCCGCCAUCCCGGAAGGUGGAGGGGGGGAAAAAAGACAAGCUGCGACGCCUUGGAGCGACGCUUGCAGCUGAUGUGCCGCUGGCCCUUAAAAUGGAGAGCGACACAACCGUCCGUAGAAUAAAGCCGCCAUUCGGGACGCAGAGCGAUGUAGCGCCGGGCCACGGCAGCCCCGGGGGCCGCUACGGAGAGGACUACAACGGCUGGAGCGGCAGCGGCGUUAGUGAGCCGAAGAGGAAGCCCGACGUGAGCUUGGACCUGCUCCGAGAGGGUCCGGCAACUUCUCUGGUGUGCGUGUUUAUUCUGCUUCUGUGGGCACUCGUUCACUUGUCCCUCCAGCAGCUCGUCAUAGGGAAGCCGAGCGGGGAGUUCAACGCGGAGAGAGCCAGGCAGCACCUGGAACGCAUCGUCAACGUGGGACCACGGCCAGUCGGCAGCCACGAGAAUGAAGUGUUGACGGUGGACUACCUGCUGGAGCAGAUCGAGAAAGUCCGCGCGAUGACUGAGGUGGGCCCGCAUCUUCAGCUGAGCGUGGAUGUGCAGCGGCCCACCGGCUCCUUCUCCAUCGACUUCCUCGGCGGCUUCACCAGCUUUUAUGACCGUGUCACCAACAUCGUGGUGCGCCUGGAGCCCAAAGGUGGCUCGAAGCAUCUCAUGCUGGCCAACUGCCACUUUGACACUGUGGCCAACAGUCCAGGUGCGAGCGACGACGCCGUGAGCUGUGCCGUUAUGUUGGAAGUCCUCCACUCGCUCGCCAACCAGUCUACUCCUCUUCGCCACGGUGUCAUCUUCCUCUUCAACGGGGCGGAAGAAAAUGUCCUACAGGCCAGUCACGGGUUCAUCACUCAGCACCCGUGGGCCAAACAGGUGAGAGCCUUCAUUAACUUGGAGGCCGCCGGCGUCGGGGGCAAGGAGGUCGUUUUCCAGACGGGUCCAGAAAACCCGUGGCUGGUCCAAGCCUACGUGCACGCUGCCAAGCACCCUUUCGCUUCCGUGGUGGGCCAGGAGGUCUUUCAGAGUGGCAUCAUCCCCUCCGACACGGACUUCCGAAUCUACAGGGACUUUGGUAACAUCCCAGGAAUUGACCUGGCGUUCAUCGAGAACGGUUUCAUCUAUCAUACCAAGUACGACACCGCCGACAGGAUCCUCACAGGAUCCAUACAGAGAGCAGGCGACAACAUUCUGGCCGUCCUCAAGCACCUGCUCAUGUCUGAGGAGCUGGCUGACUCCUCCGAGUAUCGCCACGGCAACAUGGUGUUCUUUGACGUGCUCGGCAUGGUUGUGGUGGCGUACCCGGCUCGCGUCGGCACCAUCCUCAAUUACAUGGUUGCCGUGGCAACCUUCAUCUAUCUGGCCAGGAAAGCCUCUCAGCCAGGCAACCGCGGUGGGCGCUACGUUCGAAACUUGGCAUGCGCCACAGUUGUGGCCCUGCUGGGCUGGUUGGUCGCCUUCCUGUCUGUUCUGAUCGUGGCCGUGCUGGUGACGCUGCUGGGCCGCUCCAUGUUCUGGUACACCCAUUUCUACGCCUCCGUGUGCCUCUAUGGGUCCGUCGCCACCGGCAAGAUGGUGCUGGUGCACACGCUGGCCAAGAACCUUUAUUACAGGGGCGUGCGCAUGGUUGAGCUGGGUGAUCUUUACUUGGACGUGAGCCUGCUGCUCUGGUGCUGUAGCCUGCUGUGGAUGACCUACCGCGGUCUCUGCUCGGCCUACGUCCCCAUGCUCAUGGUGGCCUUCCCGUUGCUCACCAAGCUGCUGCUCGCCAACGAGUUCAAGAACAGAGGGGCGUCGCUCAAGUACAGCGUCCUCUACCUGGCGGGCCUGGCUUUGCCCUACCUGCACAUCAUGUUCCUUAUUUGGGUGGUCUUCGAGAUCUUCACGCCCAUCAUGGGCCGUAGCGGCACCGAGAUCCCCCCCGAGGUGGUCCUGGCCGCCCUGGUUACUAUCGCAACUGUUUUCCUCUCUUCCUUUUUCCUCCAUUUUAUCUACUUGGUGAGGAGCACCAAGUGGUUUCUGGCGGGCACGGGCUCCGUCUUCACGAUCGUCUUCCUGCUGGUGUCCAGCGGCCUGCUCUUCCCCUAUUCGGGAAGUCCAGAUCGCCCGCGCCCCAAGAGGGUCUUCCUGCAGCACACCACGCGCACUUUCUACGACGUGCACGGACACGUGGAGGCGCGCGAUUCGGGCGUGUGGAUCAACAGCUUCGACUACACGGGCAUGCAGCACGUCACGCCGCACGUGCCCCAGAUCCACGACGGCGUGCGCACCAAUUGCCGCGAGGACCGCCCCUUCUGCGGCUUCCCCUGGUUCCUGCCCGUCAAGUUCCUCAGCAAGAAGAACUGGUACCUCCCCGCUCCCGACGUUUCUCCGAGCUCCCCGGUGGACUUCCGCCUGGUGUCAAAGGAGGAGACCGGCUGGGGGACCGUCAAGAUGACGUUCAGUGUCAAAGGGCCAAGUCACAUGUCGCUCUACUUGAUGCCUCACCCCGGAGCCAGUCUUUCCACGUGGUCCUUCGGAGACGGAACGCCACAGUUUGACCUGAGCGGCGAGUACUUUGUCUUCUACUCGCACGGCUUGGACGCGCCCACAUGGACGUUCUGGUUUGAAAUACAGCCGCCCCGAGACAGGCCGCCGUCAGCGUCGGGCCCUGAUGGGAUGAUCUCGGUGGCCAUCUCCACCCACUACUUCUUUGGCGAGGACCAGAAGACGCCUCGGCUGGAGGAACUCCUGAGCCGCUUCCCCUCGUGGGCCUUCCCCUCGUCCUGGGUCAGCACUUAUGACUUGUACCGAUACUGAGGCACCGACACUGGUUCACCCUGCCUUUACACACACACACACACACACACACACACACACACACGCAGCCUGAGAGACCCCCAGUAUCACUGUGUCAGUAGCAAGUCGGAGCAAACACAUUUAUUUUGUUGAUCUCUAAUCUGUGGUGCCUUUUUUCUCCCCCUCCCCCUCACAUGCUAACGUGCUUAACAUGCUACCUCUUCCUCUUCAUCAGCAUACAGUACACUUAUCAGCACUGCACUCAACCCCUAUUCACCGCUUACGGAUUCAGAGUCGGCUUCGAAUCUUGAUUUGAGGCGUUCAAAUUGGCCUGCGGAGAGACCAAAUUAGGCGUUGAAAUUGGGAUUUAAUGCAGGGUUGGGGUUUGAAAUGAAGAAGCAUGCUGAUGUUGAUGAUGCUACCUCUCCUCUCCACCGCUAUCGACUUUAAAUUAUCUUUGAAACUGGAAAGUUUUUUUUUCCCAUUUCCCACUUUUGUCCAAUCACCACUGGAUGAAGCUAGCCUCUAAGCUAAAGGAAACCUAAUUCAAGCAGAAAUGAGAGGAAGUUCUGAAAAAUAUCAAGCUGUGAAAUCCAUUUUGUGUUUGUUGUCAUCUUUGAAAUGUCGAGAUGGGGGGGGAAACACAACAACGCUGCGGUCAGGCGGUCAUCCGAUAUCGCCACGGUAACACGAACAAUAACAAGAACUGGUUGCUAUUUACCAGGCCUGGCCAUCACAGGAAUCAUAAAUGAUCCGUUAAAAAAUAUGUGGUUUAUGGUUUCAAAGUUGGGCGUGAAGUCAAGAUUAGGGUUUCAAAUUAGGGUUUAAAGUCAGGAUUGCAAAAGGAUUAGAGUUGCAAAUUAGGUUUUGAAGUCAGGAUUCAGGUUUUCAAUUAAGGUUUGAGGUUGGGAUUCGGUUUUCAAGUGAAGGUUUGAAGUGAGGAUUGGGGUUUCAAAUUAGGGUUUGUACAAGUUUAUAGGAUUCAAGAUUAGUGUUCCGAAUAAGUUUUCAAAAGAGGGAUGGAUUUUUAAAUCUAUCAAACACCACGAUAAAUAUCAUGCAAAAACUGCAAUAACAAAAUGUAGUCACACUAGUCUGUAUGCAUUACGUUCACCGAACAACCAAGACUGACUACACUGUUCGGACUUGGAACCAUCCCGUUCAUCAACAUCACAACGACACUUGUCCGUCACGCAUCUCAUCACACACACACGAGCAUGUUACACGUACACAAACAGAUCUCGCACGCAUUCGCGCGCGCAAACAGAUGUUUUGCACUCACGGCACCCUGCAAGCAGUUUGACUGCCAAAAUGGGCACCCCACUGAGGAGGACAAACGUAUUAGGACGGCGGUCGGAGGCCAAAAGGCAGGUGGCGUGUCCCAGUAAAAAGCUACAUGAACGGUUAAAGCGGAUAAUGUAAUAUUUAUGGCUUUUUUUUUUUUUUUUUACUUUAGACUAAAAAAUGUGGUCCUCAAUAAGAACUUAACUGAUUUUUUUUAAUUUGCUGAAAUUACAUUAAAGAUAACAAACUGCAUUCAAGGCAAACAUGUUUAUAUUUUUUUUUGGGGGGGGGGUGACACAAAUGAACACACAACACACAAAAAGUACUAUGUGGGAGCCAUAUCCAAAUGUCUUAACCAUUUUUUUUCUCCAAGUUCAAACUUUGAAAAGCCACUUUUGGUUUUUAGUCUUUGUUUACCUUUGUUCUUAUGCUUCCAUGGCCUUUUCCAUGUUUCUUUCCCGACCCUCAUCACCUCCUCCACCAUUUGAAAUUUUUUGGGGGUGCGGGGGCUGAUGGAUUUGACACUUGACCGCUAACUGCUGUUUGUUUCUGGUUUUUGAUUGUGACAAAAAAAUGCAGUUUUGAGUGGCAAUGGACUGUUGGGAUUGUCGCUUUGGGAUGUGUUUAAUAUUGUACUGAUGAUUUUACAUAACGCUUGAAUGAAACAAGCACUUGUAAUUAAAAAAAAAAAAAUACACAAAUGA